Molecule: messenger RNA, 3309 nt
Organism: Esox lucius (northern pike)
Lineage: Eukaryota; Metazoa; Chordata; Actinopteri; Esociformes; Esocidae
Gene: prox2
Product: prospero homeobox 2
Exons: 6
Coding region: 376-2388 (670 amino acids)
Biological process (GO): regulation of transcription by RNA polymerase II
Cellular component (GO): nucleus
Molecular function (GO): RNA polymerase II cis-regulatory region sequence-specific DNA binding; DNA-binding transcription factor activity, RNA polymerase II-specific
Source: RefSeq, a predicted model, not a curated record
UAGCCUCUCCAGUCAAAGGUCGGUGUAGUCGACCAAUCGUUGACUUCGACACAAAUAAACAAUGUUCAACAGAACUGAUAGGGUAUAGUUACUAGAAUUAAAUAUAUAACAAUGUUUCGGUUGUGUCAUGACAGAAUUCGUGUUUUGACUGGCUUCCUUAUCUUGUGCUGACUGGACUACAUUGUUGAAUCCACUCCGAAGCCACGCCUGUUUCUUUUUGAUGCUUUCACGGUAGCUCCUGCACUCAUCACCUCAUUCACUUUCGGUGUACCAACCCGACUCAACUCAACGCAACAGCAGCCUGCGGUCCGGUUCUGUUAUCCUGACUCACUCCAAGGUGUUUCGACACGGCAGUAGGACGGUUGCGCUGUGAGCAUGAACCUAAGCCUCUCUGAGCAGAACAUGCACAACCCCAGUGACGGCGGCCUGGAAGAUGACAAGGCUGAGCUCAUGAUCCCCUGUUUCCGCAGAAACAUGUUUGAUGAGCCUAUAACGUCGUACUCCAACGGCUCCAUCAUCUCCCACCUCUUGCGCAAAACCAUCCACACCAAGAGGGCUCUAGAUGAAAGCCACUUCUACCUACCCAACUUGGCUGUAUCCAGUUCCACUAUGGCUGACUCCAGUCAGGAGGACCAGAGCAGUAUCUCCUCCAGGGACAGUGCGGCAGAGUCCGCAUCCCCAGGCAGUCACCUCUCAACUGGCGCUAGCCCUGAAGAGGACAGGCCACUGAGUGAUCACCUCCAGGCAAAGCGUGCCCGUGUGGAGAACAUAAUCCGAGGAAUGUCGGGCUCUCCCAACAGCAGGCUCCAUGGGGAGAACGAGAGGGCCGAGUCGGACGUCAGGGAGGCCAGAGAGGCCUACAGGGAGAACAAACGCAAACAGAGGCUCCCCCAGCACCAGGAACACCAUCUGACUCCUCCAGCUCCAUCCAACCGAGGCAGCAGUGGGAGCAAGGAUGAGGAGUGCCACAAACUGAAGGAGCAGCUACAGAGCAUGCAGAGGCUCCUGCGACAGCUCCAGGAGAAGUUCCUGCAGGUUUAUAACCAGGAAGGCACUGAGUGCGAGGGAAGAGACGACACGGGCGCAGAAAAUGAAGACGCCACGACAGGCAAAGAGUCUGGAUUCGUGUUUCCUAUGAGCACGGAUGAUGAGUCAGAGCGGACGAGUGACAGGGCUAAAGGGGGUUUACCGGACAGAGCGAAGACGGGCAACCUUUUUUUAACGCACCAAAAGGAAAGCGGGAAUUUACAGGACACUCUGAAGCAUGAACUCUGCAAGGCUGUGAGUGAGAGUGUUGAUAUGGUAUUCAAGAAAAUCUCAUCCACAGGGCUCAAGCAGUCUCCUGCUCAGCGCAUGUGUCCCCGACCAGAGCACAUCAGCGUGGGAGCUGACAGGAAGAGCCAGGAAGACGGUAACCAGGAGCAAUCACACACUGAAGAGACGGGCAAACCCCGGGCUCUAGAGUACUAUGAGAGCACUGAGACACGCAGCGCUGAGGGUCAGACCGAGGCUCUGUCUCUAGUUGUCCGUAAGCCGCCCCUGAGCCAGCUCAGCUCAGUCACCCCGACAGUAAAGAGGCCCUAUCCCUUACACCAUUCCCCAUUCCAGUUCAACUACAGCACACCUCUCCAUGACAGCCAAAUCCUGGAGCACCUCCUCAAAUACGGGCCCCACACUAGCUUUGGAACUCUCCCAUGCAUGCCCCCAUCAAUGGACAGAGCCUCCCCAGACUCGGUGGAACGGCCCUGGGAUGCCAUCGCCAUGAGGUCCAAAGUAACAUCCAGCCACUUAGCCCACCACCCUUGCCCAUCAGGCUUAGGCCCAGUGACCGUGGACAGUCUGUGUCUUCCUCAUGUCAAGAUGGAGUGUGGGGACCUGCAGAGCAUGGCUGAGAGAAACUCUUAUAUGUCCCUCAAUAUCCAGGAAGGCCUGACCCCCAACCACCUAAAGAAAGCAAAGUUGAUGUUCUUCUACACCAGAUACCCCAGCUCCAACGUGCUGAAAACUUUCUUUCCAGAUGUCAAGUUCAAUCGUUGCAUCACCUCCCAGCUCAUCAAGUGGUUCAGUAACUUCCGUGAGUUCUACUACAUCCAGAUGGAGAAGUUUGCCCGACAGGCCAUUGUGGAUGGGGUCAACAAUGUGAAAGACAUGUCUGUCAGUAGAGACUCUGAACUGUUCAGAGCCCUCAACAUGCACUACAACAAAGCCAAUGACUUCCAGGUUCCUGAGAGAUUCCUUGAGGUUGCUGAAAUUACUCUUCAAGAGUUUUUCAACGCCAUUUCAACUGCCAAAGAUUCCGACCCGUCUUGGAAGAAGGCAAUCUACAAAGUCAUCUGUAAACUGGACAGUGAUGUCCCAGAUGAGUUCAAAUCCUCCACCUGCUUAUAGAAAAAGUAACCAAAAGCCAUGAUCAAAGGAGUGAUAUACAAUUGCAGUCAUGCAAUGACCAUAAGUGCUACAUUUCACUCCUCUUGCAAUUGAAAACAAAUAUGAUGUUGUACAUUUAAUAUUAUACACUGCAGUAUUGAGCCUAAGUAUUGCAAAGGCUUUUUAUUUGUCUCAUUCAACAUAUUGUAUUAUUGCUUCAGCUCUCUUCUAUGUGUUUAACUGAAAGCAGAUUAUUGUGACGUUGUGUCUCCGUAUGGAUUCCAUUACAGAUAUUGUAUCUUAAUUUGAGAUACCAGGAGAAUAGCAACAGCAAAAGAGGGAUUGUUUUGUUGAGACUCAUGUUUUUUUAAGGGCAAAUCAAUUUUACUGAGCAAAAAAUAAGCCUUUUAAUCUUUGACCACACUGCAAGUCAUGUAACAUCUGGAUGGCCAAAUUAACACAGAGCAUCUGUAAAAAAAAAAGAUGCAGUUGCAUGUUUGUAUAUUUCUUAUAUUUAAGGGGACUGUUUCAAAACUGCGGGGAACUUUCUCAUUUGUUAGACUUCCAAAUGUAAUUUAAAAAUCCACAUUUUAUACAUAUUGAUUUAUGCUUUCUCUAUGGAAAUGUAUUGUGGUUACUAUACUGUGCUCAUUUCCAAAGUUAUUUUAAUUUUAUUAUCGAGUGUUUUAUGUAAAUACGCUGCGAUUACAUUUGGAUAAUCUAGUGUUGAAGCCCCUAUAAACUAAUAGCAUGUAAAUAUUGCAAAUUAUCAGAAAAUUACAGUGAGAUGUUUGCUUUGUGCCAAUUGCUUGUAUUCUAUGGCCUGAUUUCAACUUCCAUAGGCACCAUGUUUUGAGUGGUUAUUUGAUAGUCCAGUUAACAGAAUAAAGAUGCACUUAUAUUGGCAUGCCUUGUUUUGGAAUAACUGUGUGUCGCUUUAAG